Molecule: messenger RNA, 680 nt
Organism: Lolium rigidum
Lineage: Eukaryota; Viridiplantae; Streptophyta; Magnoliopsida; Poales; Poaceae
Product: RING-H2 finger protein ATL39-like
Exons: 1
Coding region: 129-680 (183 amino acids)
Source: RefSeq, a predicted model, not a curated record
ACGGCCGCUACGGCUUUGCACCAGUAGAACACACUACACUACACAACCUGGUGCUGUUCCGCUAUUCCGGCAAGGAAGCCGAUCGAUCGAGAAGCCAUUUUCGUGCAGGCGAUCGAGGAGUCUCGAAGAUGAACACGCCCAACUCAUGGCUCUUCGCCGACAACUCGAGGUACAGCAACCGGUCGCGGCUGCUCUUCAUCGGCCUCUCCUUCGCCAUCGGCAUCGCCACCUUCCUCCUCUACCUCGCCAUCUGGUACGUCUGCACCCGCCGCAGACGCAGCCAACGCCUGAUCGCCGCGGGCGCGGAGGACCAGGAGGCCGGCGCCGCCUCGCCGGGGCCCGAGCGCCGCGGCAUGAGCGACGCCGCCAUCGCCGCGCUCCCGACCUUCACGUACGAGCUCCCCGCCGUCGUUGUCCCAGGGGCCGUGGACGACGCGAAUGAGGCGGCAGCGGACUGUGCGGUGUGCCUCGGGCAGGUGGAGGGCGGCGAGACGGUGCGGCGGCUGCCCAAGUGCGCGCAUUUGCUCCACGCCGAGUGCGUCGACGCCUGGCUGCGCGCGCACUGCACCUGCCCCAUGUGCCGCGCCCCCGUCGGCCCGCCCCAUGCCGCCGCCUCCAAGAAAGACGGCACCCCACCGGCGGAUGGUAUAGCGACGGCAGAGUCGCUGCCACCUGUCUAG